GACAGUGCACAGGCCAAAGUGUGCUGAUGCUCAGGAAGCAGAGCACCGACCAUUACCCGCUGUAGAAGUUUUAGCGUGAUAUUCUAUAGCUUGUUGUAAAGAUCGCGGCUGCAAUCAAACGCAUACAGAUAUAGUUUAAAUUAAGAAAAAUAAUGCUGGAUGGUUGCGCUGAUGAAGUUCAACAUUUGCCGGCUGCUGGGUUUGGGGAGUGGCUCCAGUGACCAGACGCUGGAGAAGAUGGAGACUGGCGCUACAUCUGACCACAAUCAAGACUCACUCUCUCAGAACGGUUUGAAUGGAGAGGAGGGUCUCAGUGAAGAGGAAAAGGCCAGAAGGAGAGCUGAGAGGCGAAGAGCUAAACGGAAGCGUCAAAAAGAACGGAAGAAGCUCGAGCGAGGGAAAAAAGAUGAGCACGCUGUACAGGAGGAGGAAGAGCAUGCAGGUGUUGACUCAGAGCUGGAUGAUAGCGGCUCCGAAGUUGAUGAGGAGCAGAUUGAGGCACCGCAGAUGGAAUUGAGUGAAAAAGUGAAGGAGAAUGAAUGUCCUCCAUGCAAGGGUAGUGCCACACCACCACUGGCUUCAGGAAACAAAGGAAACCAGCAGCCGACAGCUUGCGCCAGUGAGGAGGAUCCAGAGUGGGAUGUAAGCAGUGCCUUUUUUGCCAAUGCUGCUAGUCACAUCAGGCCCAUAGCCAAGAGCAAAGCAGGCCGUAAAUCCAAAGAGAACAAGGAAAACGAGGCCAGAAUCAAAGAGGUCAGUGGAUCUGAGUCUGUGACUAAAAGAAGUGCCUUACUGACUGAAAAGGGAAUCAGACUGGUAAAUGAGGGGCAGUACAGUGAGGCUGUUAAUAUGUUUACAGAAGCUAUCAAAUGUGACCCGAAGGACUACAGGUUUUUUGGGAAUCGCUCAUACUGUUAUUACUGUCUGGAUCAGUACUCUCCAGCACUUGCUGAUGCUGAAAAAUCGAUUCAGAUGGCCCCCGAGUGGCCUAAAGGUUAUUACCGCAAGGGAAGUGCUCUCAUGGGCCUUAAGAGGUACAGUGAGGCUGAGAAAGCGAUGGAGCAGGUCCUGAAGCUGGAUAAGGACUGUGAGGAGGCAGCCAAUGACCUUUUCUACUGCAAAGUGCUGCAGUUAAUGGAUCUCGGAUAUGAAGAGGAGCAAAGCGUGCUUCUGCUUGAGAAGUACAGCACAAUACAAGCUGUUCUGGCAGCCAGAGCAGCAAACAGCGACUCUACACUUCUUCAGCCAGGAAGUCCGUGCCCUUCUCUCUGGGUGGGUAACGUAACCACAGAACUGACGGAGAAGCACCUGUGGGACCUUUUCAAAAACCACGGAGAAAUUGAGAGCAUCCGAGUGCUGCACGAGCGUUUCUGUGCCUUUGUGAACUUCAAGAAUGCCAGCAUGGCUGCACGGGCCAUGGAAAAGCUCAAUGGCCAUCUGAUAGAAAACACAAGGUUAGUGGUCCGGUAUCCAGACAGACGCAUUCUGAAACCAUUCCCUGUUUCUGCUGCACCACAGGCCACAGGGACUGCAGGAGCAAAGCGCAGGGGUCCUGUCAAUGGAGACGAGUGCUAUUUCUGGAGGACCACUGGCUGUUAUUUUGGGGACAAGUGCCACUAUAAACACAUUCCUGAACAGCGGGGCAAAGACAGAAAGCCCUGGCAGCCCUGAAUUUAGUGCACUCAUCCUCCUCUCUUCACUUUCACCUCUGUUUCUAAAUUAUUUUCUAUUUUUCUCACUCAGAGCUAGUGGAAAUGGAAAGAGAUUACAUGGACUGUGUGAGUUCAGAGACAUUUAGUCAUUGGAAUGGGAUUUGGGCCUGUAUUGUCUAACUGCGAUGCUCUUGGCUCAGAUCAGCAAUGACUUUGGUGCCUUGAAGUUGGUGAUGUUAUCACUUACAGAUUCUUCAAGAAUGAACAGAAUGUGACUCAGAACAGAGAGCAGUACCUUUAGGAAAAGGUUUGAGCAUUUGGUUGAGGCCAGAGUUCGAGCCCGGACCUGGUGUCUCCUAUCAUCUCUGCUCCUCUUUCUUCUGUGCCAACACCACUGAGCCAAACCACAGCCUCUGAUCACUUCUCACUUUUGAGUUCAUCCCAAACAAAUGGCCUUUUAUAUAGACGAGGUGACGUGAAGCCUUUCUCACAGCUCCAUGUUCUUUUAUGCCUUAUCAAGAAAUCUCACACCAAGAAAGGGCUCGGGUAAAGCCUAGUGUUGAAGUCUGCUAAAAAGUGUGAGGAUUUUACCAAAGAAUAAGACCUUGUUUUCUAUGGAGUACAUGAGUUGGAAAAAAAACAUUAGAAUCAGAAACAUCAUUUUAUAUUUGUUUAUCAUGUGCCAUUUUUAUGAAAGGUUAAGUUUAAAUUUGUGAGCAUUUCGGUUCAGUGUAUUUGUGACCAGGCUUACUUUGGUUUAUGACUAACAUUGUGGAGGCAUAAUGUUUAGUUGGAGUAAACAAAAUUUUUAUUCCUUUUCUGAAAGGGUCAUUGAUGUGUUGCUUAAAAAAAAUAAAAAAGUCAUCAAAAUGGGUUAAAACCGGCAUUUAAAUGCUGAUUUUAUCCAAAAUAAUUGUUUUUCCCCUUUCUAUAUUGUUGCACUUUAUACUUAAGCACACACUAUGUAAAAUUUUCUAGUAUUGGUCGUUUGGGAGAUGGUGCAUGUUUUAAUAUAAAGAAUUAGUUUUAUAUUGAAAUGUGCAUUAAGAUUCUAUUUUUUCCAAAAAGGUAUUGACUACAAGUUUUUUUUUUUGUUUUUUUAAAGCAUUUUUGUUGUCUGUUCUUUCCAGUUAAUAUGAAUUGUAUGACUGCAAUUCCAUCCCACUUAACAAAAGUCUCCUUAAAUAUUGUUUACGUAUUGUGUUUAGGAAGUUAUCCAAAAUUAUUCAGUGUUGUGAAUGUUUUUCUUGUUGUUCCUCUGAUUUUCCUUGAUUUUUUUUGAAACCCAGGAAGUUGUUCUUACCCAUGUAUACUGGACCAGGCCACUGUGGACUUUCUUCUUUAGCAUAAGAUAAUUGUAGCAGCUGAUUAGUUAAAAGGAAAUUGGUACUAGAUUAGACUCGAAUUACCAAAAGAUUUGUCAGGAAGCAGCAGAGCAUCAUUUCUAGCAUGUGGAAAAACGUCUGAAAUCAGAGAUUUUUUUUUUUUUUUUUGUUUGUUUGGAAGAUUUUUUUUUUAAUUGUAUUGAGUGCCUGAUUUACUGUUUGACAAAAAAAAACAAAACAAAAAACACUACCAGUUGUGCAGUACUUUAGUCCUAAAAAGCUGACACGUCAAAGUGUUUGGUGUUUUCUCUGAUAUAGCAGGCUUUGCUCAACAUCACUCUGUCAGGUGUGUACAGAAACUAUACUGCCACAUCACAUGGUCAUGUCCAUGUCUUUACCUUUUUGCUAGUCUAGUGCACAACUCAUGACUGCACAGUAAUAUUUUUCCAAAUUGAACCCUGUGGUCAGUCUUUAAUUGAAUGCAGUAGCUAGUUUGAGAAACAUCAAUUUUGUUGCAUUAAUUUAGGUUCUAUCUUCCUGGAGUGACAUCAGUAUGGAUAUUAUUCUUCACACUAGUGUGAUGUAUACUGGUUUAAUAACUUUGGGCUCAUCAUAUUAAGAGUGUAUAAUAGUGAGCGCACAACAACAAAAAUCUCUGCAUUUUAUUGUUUUGCUUUUUUUUUUUUCCUGACGUCUGUAAACAUGCAUCUUGUUUCCAUUAUUCAUCGAAACAAACAAUUCUGAAUAAAAGCCCUGCUGUUUGUUUUUGUUCCCCUUAAUUUGCCUCCAUGUUUCUGGCACUCUCCAUGUAGCAGCAAAAGCCAAUAUACUGUAUAUUAACAUUCUGUGUCAAAAUCCUGAAUUUUUUGUGGCUUUAAGUGCGUUUCCUCUCUGUCUUAAUCGCCAUAUUGUAACUUUAACAUACAACUACAUCUCAAUAGACAAUCGUCUCAUUAAGUGUUAUUUUUCCCUGCACUGUACUGCCAAAGAGAUCCUUGUGUAAAAAAUAAAAAUAAAAUACUGACUAACAUUUUCUGGUUGGUUUCCAUGAAGCAUCUAAACAAAUAAAUUUAAAAAAGAAAGAUGA
Hemibagrus wyckioides is the source of this 4064-nucleotide messenger RNA. RefSeq lists its product as uncharacterized. The record is from RefSeq and is a predicted model, not a curated record. Gene Ontology annotation, molecular function: protein binding; metal ion binding; RNA binding. NCBI's taxonomy places the organism in Eukaryota, Metazoa, Chordata, Actinopteri, Siluriformes, Bagridae. The coding region runs from base 160 to 1671 and encodes 503 amino acids. The transcript is spliced from 16 exons.